AUGUGCUCGGUAGAAGGUGAAAAGGACGCUUGUACUGCGCUAGGGACCGACUAUUCUUGUGUCACUGGAUUCAAGUAUGGCUUUAACUCGUUAACUAAAUCGUACUCUUGCGCUCUUUCAAGUGACCUUCAAGCGCUCUUUGAAGACGGCGCGAUUGAUAUGAACUGCGAUCGUGACGAACAAGGGGUAGCUAACUGCACUGCUGUUGUCUACAAGGCCAAGGAAACUGUCAAUAGUGAACACACUAUUACUUGUCACCUGACACAGUGUUCAUUUCCCACGGGGGAUACAAACGGACAGUGUGGUAACAGUACCUGCAAGUGUAGCUCGAGAUGUUCAGAAAUGACCAGGAAAGUAGUGGAGGGGUCAUUGAGUGGUAAACCGGUUACGAUUAAAGCGAAUGAUGACACGCAGGAGCUUAUUGUCUCAAUUGAAGGCUCUCCGCUCCCGUUAUCUGGAACCUGUAAAGCAUCCGGCUGUGAACGUUCGGGAAGUACUGACGAAGGCGAUACUUACAGCGCUACGACUUCUACUAGCGCUGAGGACUCCUCGAGUGAUACAAGCGGCUUGUUAUUAGCUGUCUUGGCCUGUGGAAUCUUGACUGCAAUGUUACUGAUGGGUUGCUGCGCUUUUUGCUGCUGUCCGGUACGAUCACGUCGUAAGGAGGAGGAUCUAGAAGCGGAAUUGCUGGCAGUGGCUGCGCAAUCAGUGAAGACACUUGAGUUUCACAACGUUAGCUGCUUCGCUGACGGCGACAAACAGACGAAUGCCAAGUGUAUUCUCGACAAGAUUUCGGGAAGCGUGUCACGAGGACAAGUACUUGGCCUGCUGGGGCCUAGCGGUUCAGGCAAGACGUCCUUGCUCAACGCAAUUGCUAAGGUUCAAAACGGUAAUUCCAAGUUUACUGGUGAGCUUUUGGUUGACGGCAACAAGGUGACGAAGGACUACCGUCGUAUAGCUGCCUAUGUACAGCAAGACGACACAUUGUACUCCACUCUCACUGUCCGUGAAUGCAUCGCGUAUUCUGCUCGACUUCGCCUUCCCUUAUCGAUGACGGACGCCGCGAAGAGCGCCAUAGUGGAUCGCGUUAUUGUCGAGCUGAAUCUAGGUCACGUUGCAAACUCUCGAAUCGGUUCGGUGGGAGGCAGCAGCUCCGAACGAGGCAUUUCUGGUGGCGAAAGACGACGUGUGAGCAUUGGUAUGGAGCUCGUGACUUCACCUCAAAUCCUUAUUCUGGAUGAACCCACGUCCGGGCUAGACAGCUCCUCAGCUCACUCAGUUGUGAAAAUCAUUAAGGACUUGGCUAGUCACGAUCGCAUCGUGGUGCUUAGCAUUCAUCAACCUAGCGCACGCACCUUUCUGCUACUUGACAAGAUCAUCUUACUUGGAAAGGGUAUACUGCUGUACAGUGGAGCACCAGCGGACGCCAAGGGAGCGUUCCAACAUUUGGGACUUAAGUGCGCUGACAACGAAAAUAUUGCAGACUUCAUUCUUGACAUUGCAACUGAUACGCAACAUUUGCAAGCGAUUCAAGCCGGGCAAGGCCGUCUAGACGUUGAGGAUGCGGCAUUGUCGGCCACGGUGUCUUCCGGCUUACAAACUCACCCGGAAAAGUUAUCUUCGAAAACUUUGACGGACAGUCCUCCGUACGAACCAGAAUCGUCGCCGUUCAUGACAAAGGAAACGUCGGAGUCGACGAGUUGGAUGGCUUUGAUUCAAUCGACUAUGCUCGAGAUUCGCGUGCUCUUCUGGCGCACUGCUCUGAACAUUUUUCGUCACCGUUCGCUUUUGGUACUGCACAUCGUGCUGAGCUUAGCGUUGGCUUUGUUUGGUGGACUAAUCUUUAACAAUGUGUCCGACGACCUUGCCGGAUUCCAAAACCGCAUGGGCGCUUUUUACUUUACGUUGACAUUUUUCGGCUUUACUAGCAUGAGCUCUAUGGACGUGUUCAUCAGCGAGCGUCAGAUUUUCCUUCGCGAAACUGGAGCUAUGUACUACAGAGCAUUUAGCUACUUCCUUGCCAAGACUACAUUGGACGCAGUACUGCUUCGAGUUCUUCCUGCUUCGCUCUUUGCGUCCAUCUUCUACUGGAUUAUGGGAUUGCAAGCUUCAGCGGACCGUUUCUUCUUCUUCGUUCUCGCUGUUGUUCUGUUCAAUGUUGCGGCGGGUUCAAUAAGCCUGCUCGUGGGAGUGAUCGCAAAGAGUGUGGGUUCCGCAAACCUUGGUGCUACCGUAAUUCUUCUGAUAAUGCUGUUGUUUGGUGGCUUCCUGCUCAAUUCUGACACGAUGCCAGGGUCGGUAGGAUGGUUGAAACAACUGUCGAUUUUUGGCUACGCGUUCGAGAUUCUCAUGACGAACGAGCUCCAGGGGACCAUUUUGUCGUUCAAUGCGCCGGGAUACCCAGCCAUUCCGAUAUACGGUGAAGUUUACCUCAAGACGUUGGGCAUGGACUACAAUGACCGCUACUAUGACGUGGCGGCACUCGCACUGAUUGCUAUCAUCCUUCAACUUCUCGCCUUCUUUUUCUUGUGGCGCCAAGUUUCGUCGCAUCAUGACAUGGCGGAUCACGACAGCGAUGCCGGUGCUGCCGUCUCGACACGUAAGGAAGCAUGA
This is a messenger RNA of Peronospora belbahrii, 2613 nucleotides long. Lineage: Eukaryota; Oomycota; Peronosporomycetes; Peronosporales; Peronosporaceae. The record is from the annotation of a GenBank genome assembly.